Messenger RNA from Rhinolophus ferrumequinum (greater horseshoe bat), 4520 nucleotides. It is a transcript of the gene VSIG10L, whose product is annotated as V-set and immunoglobulin domain containing 10 like. The record is from RefSeq and is a predicted model, not a curated record. The transcript is spliced from 10 exons. NCBI's taxonomy places the organism in Eukaryota, Metazoa, Chordata, Mammalia, Chiroptera, Rhinolophidae. The coding region runs from base 313 to 2943 and encodes 876 amino acids.
CUCCUCCAGGAAGUCUCCCUGGCUUUGCUCCCACAUUUCCAGCAGGAACUCAGCUCUCACCAUCUUCCCCCUGGGGAUGGGGAAGGCAGGGUUCAGGCUGGGCCUCUCUUCAAACAGGACCAGCUGAUUAGGACCAGUGGGGUGGGGUGGGCUGCUGGGCCACCAGAUCGGGGUGGGAGAUCCUGGCACCUCCCACUGGGUCUGGCUCCCUUCCCCGCCCAGGAAGCUACCAGUCCUGUCAGACUCGUCCCUGGAGGGACAGGUGUGGGCCCUGAGUCUCACUUCAGUGUCUUCUCAGUUGCGGCCAGCACCAUGGACACCUCAUGGGCUCUGCCAGUCUUCCUGCUCUUCGCCUCCGGAGUAGAGGCCCUCAGAGCCUCUUCUGGAGUUCAGCGAACCAAUUCCAUCUCUGACUCAGAAAGCUCUUCCCAGGGCCCGGGUUCGAAUGUUCCCUCCAUCAAAUCCCCCCGCUGGAAAUUUCUGGAUCAGUCUCCAGGUUCAAAAGCCACUGCUGAUAUCCCCCAUUCCAAAUGGUUUCCUGAGGCCCUGAAUUCGAAUGAUAUGCCUGGGUCCUUCUGGUCAAAUAUUUCUGCUGAAGACGGAAAGUUGGGCAUGGAAAACAUCUUCUCCGGGAUCCCAGGUUCCCAAGUAUUUCCUGAUACCUUGGGUUCUCAAGUUCCCGCCAAAGACCCAGAACCUUCUUUCUCUGUUAAGACCCCAGCUUCAGACAUUUCUACUCAAGUCUCCGAUACUAAAGUAUCUGUGGAGGACCCAGGUUCAAAGUUCUUCCCCGAGGAUCUGGGUCUUAAAAUCUCUGCCGACAGCCUGGAAUCCAAAGUUCCAGCAGAGACCACCCCAGGGGCAAGCUUCCCCCAGCAGGUGGGGGGGCCUCUUGCAGUGCUGGUGGGGACCACCAUCCAGCUCCCCCUGGUUCCAGUACCCAGCCCUGGGCCCCCUGCCCCUCUGGUGGUCUGGCGCCGGGGCUCCAAGGUGCUGGCAGCUGGGGGUCUGGGGCCAGGGGCUCCUCUGAUUAGCCUGGACCCGGCUCACCGAGACCGCCUACGAUUUGACCAGACUGGAGGGAGCCUGGAACUCGCCUCUGCCCAGCUGGAGGAUGCCGGGGUCUACACGGCCGAGGUCAUCCGGGCUGGGGUCUCUCGGCAGAUUCGGGAGUUCACGGUGGGAGUGUAUGAGCCCCUGCCCCAGCUGUCGGUGCAGCCCGAGGCCCCGGAGACAGAGGAAGGUGCAGCCGAGCUCCGGUUGCGCUGCAUGGGGUGGCGGCCGGGUCGCGGGGAGCUGAGCUGGAGCCGGGACGGACGCGCACUGGAGGCAGCGGACCCGGAGGGAGCGGAGCCGCCCCGGAUCCACGCGGAGGGCGACCAGCUAAUCAUCGCGCGCCCUGUGCGCAGCGACCACGCUCGAUACACUUGCCACGUCCGCAGCCCCUUCGGCCACACCGAGGCCGCGGCUAACGUCAGCGUCUUCUACGGCCCGGAUCCGCCGGUCGUCCAGAUCUCCUCAGACCGCGACGCCACCCCCGCCCUCUACGUUACCGCGGGCAGCAACGUGACCCUGCGCUGCACCGCCGCCUCGCGGCCGCCAGCCGACAUCGCGUGGAGCCUGGCGGACCCCGCCGAGGCCGCGGUGCCCGCCGGCCCGCGCCUCCUGCUGCCUGCUGUCAGGCCCGGCCACGCCGGCGCUUACGGCUGCCUCGCCGCGAACCAGCGCACAGGCCGCCGCCGCCGCUCGCUGCUCAACCUGACCGUCGCGGAUCUGCCCCCCGGGUCCCCACAGUGCUCAGUCGAAGGGGGUCCCGAGGAACGCAGCCUCCGCUUCCGCUGCUCGUGGCCCGGCGGGGUUCCUGCCGCCUCCCUGCAGUUUCAGGGUCUCCCAGAAGGCGUCCGCGCGGGGCCGGUACCUUCUGUGCUCCUGGCCGCUGUCCCCGCGUACCCCCGUCUCAGCGGCGUCCCUGUCACCUGCUUUGCUCGACACCUGGUGACCACGCGCACCUGCACUAUCACCCCGGAGGCCCCUCAAGAAGUGCUACUGCAUCCAGUGGUGGAGGAGACACGGUCAGGGGAGGCAGAGGUGGCACUGGAGGCCUCUGGCUGUCAGCCACCUUCGAGAGCAUUCUGGGCACGGGAAGGGCGGCCCCUGGCCUCAGGAGGCAGGGGGAGACUGCGUCUCAGCCAAGACGGGCGGAGGCUCCUCAUUAGCAACUUCAGCCUGGACUGGGACCUGGGAAAUUACUCUGUGUUGUGCAGUGGGGUGCUGGGUGCUGGGGGCAACCAGAUCACCCUCACUGGACCCUCCAUCUCCUCAUGGAAGCUGCAGAGAGCCCAGGAUGCAGCAGUGCUGACUUGGGAUGUGGAGCGUGGGGCCCUUAUCAGUGGUUUUGAGAUCCAGGCACGGACAGAAGGGCCUGACCCGGGCAGAGCCAAUACCUACCAAGACUGGGUUUCCCUCCUCAUGCUGGGGCCUCAGGAGCGGUCAGCCGUGGUGCCCUUCCCUCCUCAGAACCCUGGGAAAUGGGCCUUGCGUAUCCUGCCCACCCUGGGGAGCCUUCCAGGGACCCCAUCACAAAGCCGGGUCUACAAUACGGGCCACACCCUGGGUACCGGGGCCAUCGCUGGCAUCGUCCUGGGCUCCCUACUAGGCUUGGCACUCCUGGCAGCGCUUAUUCUCCUGUGUAUUUGCUGCCUGCGCCGUUUUCAGGGAGAAACUCCCGAGAAAAAGAAGUAUCUCCCUACCUUUAAGUCUGUGGCCCCCUCACCAGAAAAGAAGACGCAGAGCGUGGUCCCAGCGCAGAUCCCACAGCCGCUGCCCCUCAAAGCCCCAAUGGAGGACGCUGGCAUAACCAGGGCUCACCAAGCCACCGGCCCCCGUCCAGUCAUCUCUCCAGGUGGCGGCCCGAAAACUGUUCGAGCAGCCACGCAGGUGUGACCAGGACUAAUGGCCUGCUCUGUGCAGGACUUUUUGGGUGGGACUUCCUGUUUCUCCGCAGCAGCAGGCGUGGCCUUCCUGUACUGCUGUGACUGAAGGUUGGACCCCGAAUGUGGGACUUCCUGUCUCCCUCUCUCACCUCAGAAGACUCUACCCAUAUUUGUGCAACUAAGGAGAGGGGACUCCUGGGCUGGGAGAGACCCCUGCUUACCUAACAGUGUGGUUUGUGGACCACCAAGCAGCCAAGACAUGCGGGCUGUGCUGCGGAAAAGCGGUGCUUACUGUGCUGCUCGGAGUAGGAGGGGGGCCCUGCCUCAUCUCUGAAAAGGUCUUCCUAUAUCCACUUUUGCGUCCUAUGGGCCAUACCCACCCAGUUUCCAGAAUCUUUAUCUUAAAACAGAUCAGAUCACAUCUUUCUUCUCUUUAAACCCGUCUAUGGCUGCCCAUUGCCAUUCUGAUAUUGUCCAAACUCAUCAUGACCUUCAGAGACUAGUAGUUUGGCCUCCGUUGGCCCCUCUGACCUCUCCUUCCAGUACUUUCCCUGCUGCCACUCCAGGAGCACAGGCUUUCUCUCUGCCACACUUUAUUUUUGCCUUAGGCCUUUGCUCCUAGAGUUCACUCUGCCUGGAGCACAACUCUUUUCCUUGUGUUGUUCAUUUCUCAAGUGUAAAGGUAACGGUUAGUGAGUGAGGGGCAAACUGGAAGGGUCCCUACAUAAAAUCCUAUUGGAGACCUUCUCUAAUGCCUGCCUCUGUCAUAGAUUAGGUCCUGGGGACCUUGAACCUGUUGCUUCUCAUCCAUAAAUACAUCAUUACUUGUUUAGCCUCUGAUUCCCUUUCUAAACAGAGCUUCGUGACGACAGAGACCAUAAUGUUAUCCCCAGAACUUAACACAGAGCCUAGCACACAGCAGGCAAUCAAUGAAUAUUGGUUAACUGAUCACAUUUUGGUGCCAGUGGAGGGCAGGGUUUGCUGCUGCUCUCCUCAACACGUCUUCCUUUCUCAGCUGGGUUUCCAGACGGAAAUUUAGGGGGUGCGUCAAUGAAGAUUCUUUUGGCUGCAAGCAACAAUAUAAAUGGUGGCAAGAAAUACGGAAGUGGGUGGUUUCAAGGCUGGCUCAGCAACUUAGUGACCCCAUCAAGGACCUGGGCUCUUUGCAUCCUUCUGCUCUGCCAUCCUCAGUGAGUUGGCACAUUGUCUCAUUUAGCAGGAUGGCUACUGCAGCUCCAGGUAUCACAUCUUCACACAACUGUAUCUGAAGACAAAAAGAGAGGAGGAGGGUUUUCUUACACCUUCACCUUGACCAACCUCAUGCAUGGGGAAAAACUUUCCCGGAAGCCUAUCAGAAAACUUCCUUUAGGUCUCAUUGACCAAAAACUGGCUCUAUCACUGCAAGGAAGGGUGGGAAACCAAACAUCUCCGCCUGUAUCAUGGGACGUGGGUCUGACGGCAAAGAAGAAAGGGAACAAAGUGCUAAAGCAUAGAAAACCAGAAUCUGUCUCAGGGAAGGAAAGGAUGUGAGGCGUUCUGGUGAAAGAUUGGGAUGAAAGAGGCCUUUGGAUCAUAGAGCUCUUGGAU